Rhagoletis zephyria (snowberry fruit fly) is the source of this 1382-nucleotide messenger RNA. RefSeq lists its product as uncharacterized. NCBI's taxonomy places the organism in Eukaryota, Metazoa, Arthropoda, Insecta, Diptera, Tephritidae. The record is from RefSeq and is a predicted model, not a curated record.
AUGUCUGGCUUUGAAUGCCAACUUCUCAGUUCGCUGGCAACGGACUUGGAUAUUAUGCUAAAUGACCUGCGAUCAUCGCCAGGGUCAAGACUUCUACCGCCCACACAUCAUCUCCAUCAGCGUAGUGCAUCUAACUCCUCGAAUGCCUCAUCGCCACUGACUGUUGGUGGCGGAGGGGGAGGGGGAGGAGGUGGUUUAGUCGGAGGAAAUGGUGGACUGAGUGGUGGUGGCGGGCAGACAACAACCGGUUAUCUGCACAGUGCAUGGCGAAAUAACCACAGCAAUCAAUUUAGAGAGCAACAACAACAACAACAACAACAACGGAAUGCACCACAGCUGCAACAGGAGAAGCGACAACAGCAACAACAGCAGCAAUCAAGACAAUCAGCUUUAGCGCAUAUAAUACCAGCCCACACGUUAACGGCUACAACUACAACUACUACAAUAACCACCACGGCAUGCACAACGUCUAUACCACAACGUUAUAAUCGCUAUCAGCACCAACAAAAGCAACCGCAAGCGCAUCGUUGCUGCGCUUCAGCGGCAAAUGCUUGCAAUCAAACGCGAACGCGCAACGCCACCCGAUCUACAAAAAUAAUAGAAACAGCAGCAGGUGGCGCAAAAACCACAACUACAACGGCAAGCGCAAAGGCAGUUACAGCAGCAACAAAAACAACCAGCAGCAGCAGAACUCGCAAUCAGCAACGACUCAAUCAGCCUGCAAUGGCGAACAGGUCCAUCGCCACCAGUUCAGCAGCGACCACGACCACCAGCACCAACACCACCACCACCAGCGGCUGCAGCGGAUGUGAAUUGGUGGCAAUAGCCGGAAAUGUUGCGCCAGUUGAUGCUGCCAUCGGCGCUGCUGAUGCAUUGCAUUGCAAUGGACUGUCGGCCGAGGUGCGGCGCAUAGAGAAAUUGCCGUUGUGGUCAUAUCAGCACAAACAGUUGCAGCAACCGCAAAAGCUGCAGGUACAAUUGUUACAACAACAGCAACGUGCCACUAAAGCUUUUGCCGUUAUGCAUGCGGCUACAGCGUCAACAAAAACAACAACACAAGUAAAUGUUACAACAGCCGCAAUAACUACGCCAGCUACAGUGGCGACCAGCAACCAGGACGCGGUCAGUAGGACGCACAAUUUGGGCGAUGGCCGCGUCUUGUCAGCAACAGGAAAUGCCAUUAGCGGUGGCCCAUAUGGUGGUUCGAGUGCUGGUCGUGUUGCAACUGCAGUAACAACUAGUAGUGUGACAACCCUCAACACAGCAUCAAUAGCAGAUAUGAUGGACUAUGUACGCGUCGAGGGAACUGGCGUAAGUGGGGGUGGAACAGUUGACGACGUAUUCCGGAUGAGCUGGCUGCCACCAACGGCGUUAUUUUUUGG